GAGCCUGCUGACCAGGAUACUGCCGGGCCAGAUCACUGCCAUGACAGCUGGUUUCCAGGCAGCAAUUUACUGUGCAAUAUGCGCCAUGUGAUAAAUUAUGUACGGGUGAAAGUACCAGACACUGCUCCAGAGGUACGGAGAGACCCUCCAGCAAGCACUAGCUCAGAUGGACACUCUCCCUCGUCUCACAAUUCAGGAACGGCUCAAGUUUUCAGCUUGGUUGCUGAACGGCGGAAAAAGUUUCAGGAAAUAAUAAAUCGCAGCAACAAUGAGGCCAAUCAAGUUGUUCGCCCAAAGUCAUCUGCACUAAAAUGGACAGCACCUGGUUCCACGCCUCAGUUAACUACAGUGAUUUUAGAGGUGAAAGAAAGUGUUUUGUCUCUGCUUAUUAAGCUUCACCAGAAACUGUCUGGUAAGACGGACUCUUACUGCCCUCCCUGGGUUAUGGAUUCAGAAUGCCUUGCUCAGGCAGAUCUUUCCAAGUAUGUACAUGGAGAUGGGGUGACUGCUGUAGAACGAAUUUUAUUGAAAGCAGCAAUUCAGAGCCAUUUAAACAAACUCAGCAUUGAUGAGAUUUGCCGGAAGGCUGCACCCCCUGUUCCACCCAAGAAGUCUAGCCCUACUGAAAAAAAA
Staurois parvus is the source of this 633-nucleotide messenger RNA. Lineage: Eukaryota; Metazoa; Chordata; Amphibia; Anura; Ranidae. The record is from the annotation of a GenBank genome assembly.